GUAGCUGUAGUAGCUGUAGUAGCUGUAGUAGCUGUAGUAGCUGUAGUAGCUGUAGUACCUGUAGUACCUGUAGUAGCUGUAGUACCUGUAGUACCUGUAGUAGCUGUAGUAGCUGUAGUAGCUGUAGUAGCUGUAGUAGCUGUAGUACCUGUAGUACCUGUAGUACCUGUAGUACCUGUAGUAGCUGUAGUAGCUGUAGUACCUGUAGUAGCUGUAGUACCUGUAGUAGGUGUAGUACCUGUAGUACCUGUAGUAGCUGUAGUAGCCGUAGUACCUGUAGUAGCUGUAGUAGCCGUAGUAGCGGUAGUAGCUGUAGUACCUGUAGUACCUGUAGUAGCUGUAGUACCUGUAGUAGCUGUAGUAGCUGUAGUAGCCGUAGUAGCUGUAGUAGCUGUAGUACCUGUAGUAGCUGUAGUAGCUGUAGUAGCUGUAGUAGCUGUAGUACCUGUAGUAGCUGUAGUAGCUGUAGUAGCUGUAGUACCUGUAGUAGGUGUAGUAGCCGUAGUAGCUGUAGUAGCUGUAGUACCUGUAGUACCUGUAGUAGCUGUAGUAGGUGUAGUAGGUGUAGUACCUGUAGUAGGUGUGGUAGCCGUAGUAGCUGUAGUAGCUGUAGUAGCUGUAGUAGCUGUAGUAGCUGUAGUAGCUGUAGUAGCUGUAGUAGCUGUAGUACCCGUAGUACCUGUAGUACCUGUAGUAGGUGUAGUACCUGUAGUAGCUGUAGUAGCCGUAGGAGCUGUAGUAGGUGUAGUACCUGUAGUACCUGUAGUACCUGUAGUAGGUGUAGUACCUGUAGUACCUGUAGUACCUGUAGUAGCCGUAGUAGCUGUAGUAGCUGUAGUACCUGUAGUAGCUGUAGUACCUGUAGUAGGUGUGGUAGCUGUAGUAGCUGUAGUAGCUGUAGUAGCUGUAGUAGCCGUAGUAGCUGUAGUAGCUGUAGUAGCUGUAGUAGCUGUAGUACCUGUGGUAGCUGUAGUACCUGUAGUAGCCGUAGUAGUUGUAGUAGCUGUAGUAGCUGUAGUACCUGUGGUAGCUGUAGUAGCUGUAGUAGCUGUAGUAGCCGUAGUAGCGAUAGUAGCUGUAGUACUUGUAGUACCUGUAGUACCUGUAGUAGCCGUAGUACCUGUAGUAGCUGUAGUAGCCGUAGUAGCUGUAGUAGCUGUAGUACCUGUAGUAGGUGUAGUAGCUGUAGUAGCUGUAGUACCUGUAGUAGCCGUAAUAGCUGUAGUAGCUGUAGUACCUGUAGUAGCUGUAGUAGCUGUAGUAGCUGUAGUACCUGUAGUAGGUGUAGUAGCCGUAGUAGCUGUAGUAGCUGUAGUACCUGUAGUACCUGUAGUA
Messenger RNA from Porites lobata, 1335 nucleotides. NCBI's taxonomy places the organism in Eukaryota, Metazoa, Cnidaria, Anthozoa, Scleractinia, Poritidae. The record is from the annotation of a GenBank genome assembly.